This is a messenger RNA of Agrilus planipennis (emerald ash borer), 1025 nucleotides long. Its product is annotated as cysteine-rich hydrophobic domain-containing protein 2. Bases 193 to 687 code for a protein of 164 amino acids. NCBI's taxonomy places the organism in Eukaryota, Metazoa, Arthropoda, Insecta, Coleoptera, Buprestidae. The transcript is spliced from 4 exons. The record is from RefSeq and is a predicted model, not a curated record.
AUGAUCAUAUCAAUAAAUAAUAAUAACUGAAUAAGAACUAUAGCGUAUCUAGAUGGAACCAUAGUGUAAGAACCAUAGAUAUUUGCGUAGUUACAUCUAAAGGUGUCCUUAAUUUUUCUACAAAAUGUGGACAUACUAAAUUGUUACUGGAUUUUUAUAUCCUUUUUGCCGUUUCUUUGUUACUCUAAACUAAUGGAAGGUGUUGAUGCAAUUUAUUACGAAGAAGAUGAAAAUGCAAGCGAUGAGCAUGCAAGUGUUACCCUUAUACCAGAUCCUGUUGUUAUUCGUGGAGCUGGGAACUUGACUGUAUUUGGACUAAGCAAUAGGUUUAGCACCGAGUUUCCAAGUGGUUUAGUAUCCCGUGUUGCUCCUGAAGAAUUUAAGGAAACUGUUGUUAGAAUUAACAAUGUUCUUAAAAAAACCCUUCCUGUUAAUGUUAAAUGGCUAUUUUGUGGAUGCUUAUGUUGUUGCUGUACCUUAGGAUGUUCCUUGUGGCCUGUAAUUUGUCUCAGUAAAAGGACUCAGCAUUCAUUAAAUAAAUUAUUAGAAUGGGAAAAUAGUUAUUUAUACCACAAAUUAGGGUUACAUUGGAGGCUUUCUAAACAACGUUGUGAUUCAUCUUCAAUGAUGGAAUACGUAAUAUUAAUUGAAUUUUUGCCUAAACUGCCAAUUUAUAGACCAGACUAAGAGUAAAGGUUUCUUUGUUAUUAAUUUAUUACUGUAAUAAGUAGUUUUAUUAAGACAGUAAGAUUUUUUACUUAUGUGAUCAUUGACUAGACUAUUUGUUAAAAGGAUAAAAAUUUAUUUCUUUUCAGUUAACAGUGAAUUAAUAAUUUUUAAUUAGGUAGGUAAUAUAACUCUUGUCAAUUUUAUGUAUAAAUUGUAAGUAUAUUUAGAGAAAAUCAGACACAUUAAAUAUAAUGAUGUGUAGCUGGUUUGUUUAAGUAUUUGGUUUUCAAUUUUAUAACAUUUAUUACCUGUGACUUUUAUAAAGUAAAAAAUCGUAAAUAAACGGUAAAACUGUA